ACUAAUGGCUUAUUCUUUUCUGUGGAUCCAUUAGCCUGAUUCCGAUUCAAUUGCAUUGAACGUAGUUUCAUAUUUAAAUUGUUAAACAAUCGUAAACAAAUAUGAUAGCAGAUGUAGACAAAUGGAUUGAAAUUGCCAAAAGGUGUAAAUAUCUCCCAGAAGACGAUUUGCGAGAGCUGUGUAAUAUUGUUUGUGAUCUUCUUUUAGAGGAGCCGAAUGUACAACCGGUACAAACACCUGUAACUGUUUGCGGUGAUAUUCACGGACAGUUCUAUGAUUUAGAAGAACUUUUCAACAUUGGUGGACAAGUACCAGAAACACAGUACAUAUUUAUGGGAGACUAUGUAGAUAGGGGGUACUAUAGUCUCGAAACACUUACAUUAUUAAUGGCAUUCAAAGCUAGGUAUCCAGAUAGGAUAAUUCUGUUGAGAGGAAAUCAUGAAACAUGUCAAAUAACAAAAGUUUAUGGUUUCUAUGAUGAGUGCUUAAACAAAUAUGGAAAUGCAAAUGCCUGGAAAGAUUGUUGCAGGGUUUUUGAUCUUCUUACUGUAGCAGCUUUGAUUGAUGAAUCAGUCCUUUGUGUACAUGGUGGUCUCUCUCCUGAAAUAUCUAUGUUGGAUCAAAUCCGUUGUAUUGAUAGAAAUCAACAAAUACCUCAUAAAGGUGCAUUUUGUGACUUAUUGUGGUCAGAUCCCACAGAAGAUGAUACUAAAUGGUCAGUAAGCCCUCGUGGAGCUGGAUGGCUCUUUGGGAGAGUGGUCACUGAACUUUUCAUGAGCUAUAAUGAUCUCACUUUAAUAUGUAGAGCACAUCAGCUAGUAAAUGAUGGUUAUAAAUAUAUGUUUGACCAAAGAUUGGUCACCAUCUGGUCAGCACCAAACUACUGUUAUAGAUGUGGAAAUGUUGCAUCAAUAAUGGAAUUUAACAGUGUGAAUGAUAGAAAUGCUAAACUUUUUAAUGCAGUGCCCGACAGUGAACGAGAAGUCCCUCCACAACAAGCAACACCCUAUUUUCUGUAAAAAAAUUAGUCUAGUACCUAUUUGUUAAUUAUUCCAUAAAUGUAAUUUUGUACAAUAAAUGUGU
This is a messenger RNA of Pieris brassicae (large cabbage white), 1083 nucleotides long. It is a transcript of the gene PpV, whose product is annotated as serine/threonine-protein phosphatase 6 catalytic subunit. Bases 102 to 1019 code for a protein of 305 amino acids. NCBI's taxonomy places the organism in Eukaryota, Metazoa, Arthropoda, Insecta, Lepidoptera, Pieridae. The transcript has 6 exons. The record is from RefSeq and is a predicted model, not a curated record. Gene Ontology annotation, biological process: peptidyl-serine dephosphorylation; G1/S transition of mitotic cell cycle. Gene Ontology annotation, molecular function: protein serine/threonine phosphatase activity. Gene Ontology annotation, cellular component: cytoplasm.